CAAAAUGGGUCCAUUAAGAAAAUCUCCAAGACCCAUUCAGUAUUUCCUAGGCACUGCACUGUUCCCAGUCUCUAACGAUCCCCUCAAUCUCUCUCUCUCUCUCUCUCUCUCUCUCUCUCUCUGCGACAUUACUGCGUUCUCUCGUUCAUAUAAUCAUUAACCAUGGCAACAAGGAUGGCUGUUAGAUAUGUGUCUCGAAGGUUCUCAAGCAGUGGUAAAAUACUUAGCGAGGAGGAAAAGGCUGCUGAAAAUGUUUUCAUCAAGAAAACUGAGCAAGAGAAGUUGGAGAAGCUUGCACGAAAGGGCCCUAAACCAGAAGAGAAAACUACCUCAGGCUCAGGGGGCUCACCAACUGAUGUCAAACCAAAUGCUUCAGCUUCUUCAACAUCUGGGGCGUCUGCUGAAAAGGUAUCAACUGAUAAAUACAGGAACUAUGCAGUUGUAGCUGGUACAGUCACAAUUUUUGGUGCUCUGGGAUGGUAUCUAAAUUCCCGUGGGAAGAAGACUGAAGAGGUCCAAGACUGAGGCCAACGUGCUCGAGUGUGAAGACUAAUGGGGCAUCUGUUGGUUUUUUCUGACAACCAUGGACUUGUGGUGGUCUUUAGCAAUAAACAGGGUUUCACUAUGCGUUGAUGCAAUAUUGUUUUGUUCUGUUAGAACUAUGUAUGACUUUUUUUUUUCUUUUUAUCCGAGUUCUGCCUUUGGCGGUGGCUUUUGAGUA
Messenger RNA from Manihot esculenta (cassava), 721 nucleotides. RefSeq lists its product as uncharacterized. The record is from RefSeq and is a predicted model, not a curated record. NCBI's taxonomy places the organism in Eukaryota, Viridiplantae, Streptophyta, Magnoliopsida, Malpighiales, Euphorbiaceae. The transcript has 4 exons. The coding region runs from base 163 to 525 and encodes 120 amino acids.